This is a messenger RNA of Arabidopsis lyrata subsp. lyrata, 1644 nucleotides long. Its product is annotated as cytochrome P450 71B38. Lineage: Eukaryota; Viridiplantae; Streptophyta; Magnoliopsida; Brassicales; Brassicaceae. The record is from RefSeq and is a predicted model, not a curated record. The coding region runs from base 24 to 1523 and encodes 499 amino acids. Gene Ontology annotation, molecular function: iron ion binding; oxidoreductase activity, acting on paired donors, with incorporation or reduction of molecular oxygen; monooxygenase activity. The transcript is spliced from 2 exons.
AGGCAAAAAAACAAAACAAGAAAAUGUCUGUCUUCCUUUGUUUCCUCUUACUCUUCCUUCUCUCUUUAGUCUUCUUUAAAAGGCUUUUACCGUCGAAAGGAAAGCUUCCUCCUGGACCUACGGGUCUACCGAUCAUCGGAAACUUACACCAGCUUGGAAAGGUUCUUCACCAAUCUUUUCACAAAAUCUCCCAAGAAUAUGGACCAGUGGUGCUUCUCCAUUUCGGGGUAGUCCCAGUGAUCGUUGUCUCCUCCAAAGAAGGAGCUGAGGAAGUGCUCAAAACUCAUGAUCUUGAGACUUGUAGCCGACCGAAAACAGCCGCGGUUGGCUUGUUUACUUACAACUUUAAAGACAUUGGUUUCGCUCCCUUUGGUGAGGACUGGAGAGAGAUGAGGAAAAUCACAAUGCUUGAGCUCUUUAGCUUGAAAAAACUCAAGUCUUUUAGGUACAUUAGAGAAGAAGAGAGUGAAUUGUUGGUCAAGAAAUUAUCCAAAUCUGCUGACGAGUCAGAAACCUCAUUAGUUAAUUUGAGGAAAGUCUUUUUCUCCUUCACAGCAAGCAUCAUUUGUAGACUUGCCUUUGGACAGAACUUCCACCAGCGCGAUUUUGUUGAUAUGGAGAGAGUGGAAGAGUUGGUGGUUGAGUCAGAGACCACCCUAGGCACCUUGGCGUUCGCCGAUUUCUUCCCUGGAGGAUGGCUCAUAGACCGGAUAUCCGGUCAUCAUUCGACGGUGCACAAAGCCUUUUCCAAACUCGCCAAUUUCUUUAAACAUGUAAUCGAUGAUCAUUUGAAGACUGGACCUCAAGAUCACUCGGACAUCGUUAGUGUCAUGUUGGAUAUGAUCAAUAAACCAACAAAAGUCGAUUCUUUCAAAGUCACUGAUGACCAUCUCAAAGGAGUCAUGUCUGAUAUGUUUUUGGCUGGAGUGGAUGGGGGAGCCAUCACGUUGUUAUGGACAAUGACAGAGCUAAGCAGACAUCCGAGAGUGAUGAAGAAACUCCAAGAAGAGAUACGAGCAACUCUUGGACCCAACAAAGAGAGAAUCACAGAAGAAGUUCUAGAAAAAGUUGAGUACUUGAAACUGGUGAUCAUGGAAACAUUCAGAUUACACCCACCAGCUCCUCUCUUGCUCCCAAGACUAACUAUGGCUGACAUCAAGAUUCAAGGCUACAACAUUCCCAAGAACACCAUGAUCCACAUCAACACGUACACGAUAGGACGUGAUCCUAAAUACUGGAAAAAUCCCAGUGAGUUCAUCCCCGAGAGGUUUCUCGAUAACCUUAUCGAAUAUAACGGCCAACAUUUUGAGCUAUUGCCGUUUGGAUCCGGACGUAGGAUCUGUCCUGGAAUGACCACGGGGAUCACCAUCGUCGAGCUCGGCCUUCUUAACCUUCUUUACUUCUUCGAUUGGAGUUUGCCCAAUGGAAUGACCACUGCAGACAUUGACAUGGAAGAAGAUGGAGGUUUCGCUAUGGCCAAGAAAGUCCCUCUUGUGCUCAUACCAACUUCUCAUCGCUGGUGAAAAAUGUAAAAGUUCAACUGAGAUCAAGAUUUCUAUAUGUUUGUUUACUUUACUAUCAUCGGUUUGGUUUUUGUGUUUUACGUUUAUCAUGUCUUGUAAUGGUUAUAUUUCAAUUCAUGUU